Paramecium sonneborni is the source of this 850-nucleotide messenger RNA. The record is from the annotation of a GenBank genome assembly. Lineage: Eukaryota; Ciliophora; Oligohymenophorea; Peniculida; Parameciidae.
AUGUCUCAUAAAUUUGUAAUUGUUGGAGCAGGUCUCUCUGGAUUGAGUAAUGCCUAUUUUAUUAAGCAUUUUUUUCCAAAAGCUUAAAUAACUUUGAUAGAGUAAUCAAAUCGUGUAGGUGGAAUGAUAGUUUCAAAUAAUAGAAAUGGAUUUAUUUGUGAAGAAGGACCAAGAUCAAUUAGAAUGGGGAAAUACAACAGACCACUCUAUCAUAUUCUAAAUAAGACCAAACUUUAUAAAGAAUGUAAGUGAAGCUCAAAUUUAAUUAGUUGUACCCAGUAUUCAAUAACCAUAUAGUUACAUCUAUUGGAAUGGAAAACUAAAUUCAGUUCCUUUGUAAAUGAAUUUAGGAACUCUUUCACAAUUCAUAAAGGAUAAUGGUAGUGGAGAUAUGUUGAAAUUAAUAAAAGCUGGUGCAAAUAUGAUGUUGUUGAAACCAAAUACAGAUAAUCUGGGAGAAUAUUUGGAUUAAGUUUUAGGAAAGGAGCUUACUGAGAAAUAUGCAGAGUCUGUAUUUUAUGGAAUUUAUGGAGAAUCAGUAUAUAAUUUAUCGAAGGGUUUAUGUUACAGUAAGAGUCAUAUGAGAGGAUAUAAAGAACAGGAGAUAUAGAAAGAAUUGAGUUUAGAUAAAGAUUUUGAAUAGAUAAGAGAUGAGAAAUUAAAAGGAGGUAGAAUUAAUAAUAAAUGAAUAGCAAAUAGUUACAGAUUCAAAGAUGGUGUAGAAUCUCUACCAAAGAGAUUACAUACUUAUUUGUANUAACAAAUGAUUUUUAAAAUUUUUUGUAGAUAUCUUUAUACUGUUUAAGCAUUUUCUAAGACUAAAAUUAACUGGUAUAAAUUUUUAACAUGA